Molecule: messenger RNA, 1569 nt
Organism: Exophiala aquamarina CBS 119918
Lineage: Eukaryota; Fungi; Ascomycota; Eurotiomycetes; Chaetothyriales; Herpotrichiellaceae
Product: UTP-glucose-1-phosphate uridylyltransferase
Exons: 2
Coding region: 1-1569 (522 amino acids)
Biological process (GO): UDP-alpha-D-glucose metabolic process; glycogen metabolic process
Cellular component (GO): cytoplasm
Molecular function (GO): UTP:glucose-1-phosphate uridylyltransferase activity
Source: RefSeq, a predicted model, not a curated record
AUGCCACUCCUCGAACUUCCUUCUUACCUGGACCUUCGCACCUCUGCGGCGAAUGGCGCCAAACUUCCUCGGCGACCUGUGCUAACAACAUCUCCAACAAUGCAGGCCUUCGAAAACACCUCCACCAAUGUGGCCGCGAGCCAGAUGCGAAAUGCCCUCAACAACCUUGCCGAUACCGUCAAAGAUCCUGCUGAGAAGAAGCGUUUCGAAGCUGAAAUGGACAACUUCUUUGCUCUCUUCAGAAGAUAUCUCAAUGACCGCGCGAAGGGCAAUACCAUUGACUGGGCGAAGAUCAACCCUCCCAACCCUGAUCAAGUCGUCAACUAUGACAAGCUCCCCAACAGCGAUGCUGUCGAUUUCUUGAACAAGUUGGCUGUCGUCAAACUCAACGGUGGUCUGGGAACAUCGAUGGGUUGCGUUGGUCCCAAAUCUGUCAUUGAGGUCAGAGAUGGCAUGUCCUUCCUCGAUCUCUCAGUCCGCCAGAUCGAGUACCUCAACCGCACUUACGAUGUCAACGUGCCCUUCGUCCUGAUGAACAGCUUCAACACCGACGAAGAUACCGCUGCCAUCAUCAAGAAGUACGAGGGUCACAAUAUUGACAUUCUUACUUUCAACCAAUCCCGCUAUCCUCGUGUGUUGAAGGAUUCGCUCCUUCCUGCACCUAAGAGCAAUGAUUCACCUUUGUCUGAUUGGUACCCUCCCGGACACGGUGACGUGUUCGAGUCUCUCUACAACUCUGGUAUCUUGGACCAGCUCCUUGACCGAGGCAUUGAGAUCAUCUUCUUGUCCAACGCUGACAACUUGGGCGCCGUGGUCGAUCUCCGCAUUCUGCAGCACAUGGUUGAGACCAAGGCCGAAUAUAUCAUGGAGUUGACCGACAAGACCAAAGCCGAUGUCAAGGGUGGAACCAUUAUCGACUACGAGGGCAAGGCCAGACUACUCGAAAUUGCUCAAGUUCCCAAGCAAUACGUCAACGAGUUCAAGUCAAUCAAGAAGUUCAAGUACUUCAACACCAACAACAUCUGGAUGAAUCUUCGAGCAAUCAAACGUGUUGUGGAGGCGAACGAGCUUGAGAUGGAAAUCAUCCCCAACGACAAGUCCAUCCCAGCAGACAAGAAGGGAGAGGCAGAUAUCAGCAUUGUUCAAUUGGAGACUGCUGUUGGUGCCGCUAUCAAACAUUUCAAGAACGCUCACGGUGUCAAUGUUCCUCGAAGACGAUUUUUGCCUGUCAAGACUUGCUCCGAUCUCAUGCUGGUCAAGUCCAAUCUUUACACUUUGAGCCACGGUCAAUUGGUCAUUGAUCCUAACCGAUUUGGCCCUGCUCCUCUCAUCAAAUUGGGCAGUGAUUUCAAGAAAGUGGCUCAAUUCCAGAAGCGAAUUGGUAGCAUUCCUAACAUUGUGGAAUUGGAUCAUCUAACUGUUACUGGUGAUGUCAAUUUCGGUCGUGGUAUUGUUCUCAAGGGUACCGUCAUCAUCGUUGCGACCGAGAAUAGCACUAUCGAUAUUCCUCCUGGAUCAAUCCUCGAGAACGUGGUGGUUCAGGGAAGCUUGAGAUUACUUGAGCACUAG